AUGACUUCAAGUAGCUUCCUCUUUCUUCAUCUGCUAGUCAUGUUUUAUCUAGCGGGCAUGUCUCUUUCUGAUUUAUCAGAUGAUUUCUACGAUGAUGUUUGUCCCGAAGCUUUACCAACCAUUAAGCGGGCUGUAGAGGAUGCAGUCCGACAAGAGAGGCGAAUGGGUGCCUCUUUGCUACGUCUACAUUUUCAUGAUUGUUUUGUUAAUGGCUGUGACGCUUCGGUUCUUCUUGAUCAAACAUCUACUAUUGAUAGUGGAAAGACUUCUCGUGCUAAUAAUAAUUUUGCCAGAGGAUUUGAGGUGAUCGAUAGAAUCAAGUCCAAGGUUGAUAAAAUUUGUGGACGUCCAGUUGUGUCUUGUGCGGACAUCUUGGCAGUUGCAGCUCGUGACUCCCUAGUUGCUUUACAUGGACCAACAUGGGAAGUGCUACUAGGAAGAAGGGAUUCCACUACAGCAAGUAGAACCUCAGCCAACAAUGACAUUCCAACUCCAUUGAUGGACUUACCUGCUCUUAUUGAUAACUUUAAGAAGCAAGGUUUGGAUGAGGAAGACCUCGUCGCUCUCUCCGGUGGUCACACAUUGGAGUUUGAUCAGUGUUUCACUUUCAGGAUUCACAUCUACAAUGAGACUAACAAUAUCGAUUCCACCUUUGCAAGUCAACGUCUAGCAAAUUGUCCACGUAGUGGAGGUGAUUCCAAUCUUGCUUCCCUUGAUCCAACACCUGCUCUUUUUGACUCGAAAUAUUUCAGUAACUUGGUUUCCACGAAAGGACUUUUGCACUCUGACCAAGCAUUGUUUAGUGGUGGAGAGACUGAUGAGCUUAUUAAAACCUAUAGUACAAACUUAGGGACUUUCUCUAAAGCUUUUGCCGAUUCUAUGAUUAAGAUGGGUAAUAUGAAGCCGUUGACCGGAAAUCAAGGCCAGAUUCGUGUCGAUUGCAGGAGGGUGAGCCAAUAAGAACGGGAUGAUGAAGCUGAUGAAAUCAAGUAUUCCAAGAAUUUGAUUAUUUUUCAAUUGUAAUUGUGAUUGUUAUUCAUUCGGAACCUUUGAUAAGUUUAAUGUGGGGCAAUUUAUUUUCAAAGAAAUUGAAGCUUGUUGU
Messenger RNA from Capsicum annuum, 1102 nucleotides. Its product is annotated as peroxidase 2-like. Gene Ontology annotation, biological process: hydrogen peroxide catabolic process; response to oxidative stress. The coding region runs from base 1 to 960 and encodes 319 amino acids. The transcript is spliced from 4 exons. The record is from RefSeq and is a predicted model, not a curated record. NCBI's taxonomy places the organism in Eukaryota, Viridiplantae, Streptophyta, Magnoliopsida, Solanales, Solanaceae. Gene Ontology annotation, molecular function: peroxidase activity; heme binding.